This is a messenger RNA of Phragmites australis (common reed), 627 nucleotides long. RefSeq lists its product as uncharacterized. Lineage: Eukaryota; Viridiplantae; Streptophyta; Magnoliopsida; Poales; Poaceae. Bases 1 to 627 code for a protein of 208 amino acids. The record is from RefSeq and is a predicted model, not a curated record. The transcript is spliced from 2 exons.
AUGCAUGAUCUGUUCCAGAUGAGCGAUCUCGGUCCUUUGUGCUAUUACCUAGGGAUCGAGGUGCGUCAGGAGCCUGGCAAGAUCACACUCUGCCAGGGAAGCUACGCCGAGAAAAUUCUCGAGACCGCAGGCAUGGGGAGCUGCAAUCCAUGCCACACGCCGGUGGAGACAAGGCUCAAGCUCGGGAAGCACAACGGCGGCGACGCGGUCGACGCCACCCAUUACCGCAGCGUCAUCGGGAGCUUGCGGUAUUUGGUGAACUCACGCCCGGACAUCGCAUAUGCAGUGGGGAUCGUGAGCCGGUACAUGGAGGCGCCGGGAGUGCAGCAUUGGGCGCUGGUGAAGCAAAUCCUGCCCUACGUGCGCGGGUUAUCAAGCAAGGGAACCCCAGUGAAAUCCGGCUACGGGUGCGUCUACCGUGCGAGGUUGUCAGAACCGGCGUUGAUCGGCUACAGCGACAGUGAUCAUGCCGGCGACGUCGAUGAUCGCAAGAGCACGACGGGGACGUUGUUCUUCCUCGGCUCAAGCGUCAUCACCUGGGCCUUGCAGAAGCAGAAGAUCGUGGCGCUAUCUUUGUGCGAGGCGGAAUAUGUUGCAGCUGCAGUAGCUGCCUGCCAAGGACUCUAG